This is a messenger RNA of Aspergillus udagawae, 2244 nucleotides long. Its product is annotated as glutathione S-transferase family protein. Lineage: Eukaryota; Fungi; Ascomycota; Eurotiomycetes; Eurotiales; Aspergillaceae. The record is from RefSeq and is a predicted model, not a curated record. Gene Ontology annotation, cellular component: cytoplasm. Bases 1 to 2244 code for a protein of 747 amino acids. The transcript is spliced from 7 exons.
AUGGACGGCCCGGAUCUUCAGCGAUUCCGCGUCGACUCUCACACUUCUGAUGGACAGCCCCAGUCGCUGUCGUCCCUCGCAGACGACGCGUCCGCUUUAGCUGCAACCCAACAGCAGCAUCACCAGUCACAUACACCAGCGCUUGCAGAUCCUCAGGACGCGCAGUCGCUUCAGCCUCUACAGUCUGCGCUUGAACACUCGAACCUCCAUCUCCAUCAUCCGCAGGAGCAGCGGCACCAUCACAAUGCGGUUCACCCGCUCAAUACACUGGCGUCUAUGCGGCCGUCGCGGCCUGGCGAGUCGGUUAAUACCGAGCUGAUAUCUCCUCAGCAGUUUGAAGAGAAGCUGCAUACCUACCACCACACAUCCCGAGACCAGGCGUUCCCGGGUUCCCUUUCGGAUGAUCAGCGGAUGCAAUCCUGUUUAGCUCACGGCGGCGAUCACGAUGCACACCACGCGCAGGUCCUGUCGCAAGCACGUUCAGAUCUUGCGGAUACCGCCGUUGCGUGUAAUGGUAAUGGCGCCGACGAUGACGCGCAUCUGCGCAACACCGGCUUGCAAGUAUCGCCAUCCUUUCCGCAUCAUUUGCAGCUACAGCCGCAAAGCGACGACUACUCUGUAGCCCCGGAGCUCUCGAAACAGGACGGUGGUCUGAAAGACAUGAAACUGGUCCCUGACCCUCCCGACCUUGAAUACUGGAGGGAAAAGCUAUUCAACGUGGACGAGACGAUCACCUUGACUGAAGACCAAUUCCGAACCUACUUCCCCCACGUCGACAACGUCUACUCCCACCGCUCCACACAACGCUACAAGCGCAAGCCCUUCGUCUCCCACUACUGGGACUGCAGACUCAAAGGCCGCCCGCCCGGAACCCCCAAAUCCGACGAUCCGAACAAGAAGAAGCGGAAACGCACCGCCCGACAAAGAGACCUCUGCGACGUCAAGAUCAAAAUCACCGAAUACUUUCCCGGGUACGGUGUGGCUGCUGUGUCGGACUUUGCCGCGACCGGACCCGAGACUACCUUUCCUUCCUCGGAGUUUCUGCCCAGCGUGAACUCGUUGUUCCAUGAGUCGGCCUUGGGACAGAGGAGGGACAGUCAGCCGUUCGGCGUGCUCACGCCGAAUCCGACCUUACCUGAGGGUCAUCCCGGGGCGAAUGGAGAGAGAUUCUUUACGAUCCAGCGGGUCAAUGGCAAUGGUGCGAAUGGGAAGAAUGACGGGGUGGGCGGAGGCCAUCGGCAUACGUUGGAAGAGAGCGACCGGGUCAAGAAAAAUAGUGUUCAGCGGUAUUUGCUGAAAGAGGCCAAGGAGAAGAAGAAGGCAGUCACACUUCCCCGCUUGUCGCAGCUGCUACAACUGGGACACAUCCGCGAGACGGUUGCUCGAUUGAAAAGACUUGCUUCGACUCAAAAAGUAUAUCUUGAGACUAACCAAAUUUUAAAGACUAGAACGAUGUCCUCCCAAAAUGAAGCCCAGCAAAAAACCUACCACACCAAAGCUACUGGCUUAGCGGCCUUGACCGCUAUAAAUCAUUCCAAUGAAGCAGAACUCAAACUGUUCGGAAGUUGCUUCUGCCCUUUUGUACAACGCGUUUGGAUAGCCUUGGAAAUCAAGGGUAUCCCAUAUCAAUAUAUCGAAGUAGAUCCAUACCAAAAACCUCAAUCUCUAUUGGAGAUGAACCCCAGAGGCCUGGUGCCAGCGUUGCGGCACGGUGAUUGGGGAUCGUAUGAAAGCUCGGUUCUGCUCGAAUAUCUCGAAGACUUGGACGUGGGUCUACCCCUUCUGCCGCCGGGCGAUGCGAAGUUACGAGCUCACUGUCGGCUCUGGACUGACCAUAUCAAUCGUCACAUCGUGCCCAGCUUCUACAGGGUUCUCCAGGAACAGGAGGAACAAAAACAGACGGCGAAUAUGCAGGAGCUCCAAGACGGUCUCAAGACUCUAAUCACGGCUGCCAAUCCCGAAGGUCCAUUUUUCCUGGGACCGAGCAUCUCCUUUGUGGAUGUCCAGAUUGCCCCUUGGAUCCUCCGACUAAGCCGGGUGCUCAAACCGUACCGUGGCUGGCCAGACCCCGAGCCUGGAAGCAGGUGGGCCGCAUGGGUUAGCGCAAUUGAGGCCAAUGAGCAUGUCAAGGCGACAACUAGCUCUGACGAAUUGUAUCUUGACAGUUAUGAGAGAUAUGCCCAAAAUCGACCCAACACGUCGCAGGUUGCAAACGCAAUCAACUCCGGAAGGGGGCUGCCAUGA